Molecule: messenger RNA, 8435 nt
Organism: Hylaeus volcanicus
Lineage: Eukaryota; Metazoa; Arthropoda; Insecta; Hymenoptera; Colletidae
Gene: pdm3
Product: POU domain, class 6, transcription factor 1
Exons: 14
Coding region: 1407-3548 (713 amino acids)
Biological process (GO): regulation of transcription by RNA polymerase II
Molecular function (GO): DNA-binding transcription factor activity, RNA polymerase II-specific; RNA polymerase II cis-regulatory region sequence-specific DNA binding
Source: RefSeq, a predicted model, not a curated record
CUGCGGACCGUCAGGAUUCAGGUCCAAGUUUUCGCGCCGAGCUCCGACCACGCAACGUGCACACCACGCUGCCAGCGACACGAGGCCCGCCUUGGAUGUCAGCCCUCGAUCCACCGCCAAGUGGAGUCGUUCGAACGCCUUGGAUCAUCCCUCGCGCUUCAUCCGUCAGAACCGGAAGUGUUGGACGCGCCAGCCACGAAGAACCCGGGGAAAAGUUCGCCCUCGAGUUGGACCCCGGUGGCGGGCCGAGACACCUCCAGGUAGCAGAAGAAGCCGGGAGGUUACCGAGGAGGGUUGUUUGUGAUACACCGGUGUGAUCGACGAGUGUAUGGUCUCGAAAGUGAUACCAGGGAAUCAGAGCGUUGGGGUGCGUGCGCCGUUCUGUCGUCACGUGGACGGAGGAACACACGCACGCUUGGAUUCCGGACCCGCUUUUCGCUCUCGAGAAACUGUUGUGUCGUGAACUGAUAAUUUGUGACUGGGUGAGCCGUGUUUUCGGACACGAGUGCCGCGUGAUCGUAUCGGUGUCCAUAGACUCGCGCGUCGCGGCUGACCAUUGACUAUCGUCGGACAGUGCCGAGAGGUUUCUUUUCGCGAUUUUUGGAGUGCUGGGAGGACUGUUUGAGAAGUUACGUUACCGAGGCCCACGUGUAGGAGGCGUUAAACGUGCCAGGUGCCCUGGACAGGUGGUGUUAAUCGAUCAACGACGAGCGUCGAUCCGAAGGAAAAAAUAUCGCCGACUCUCGGUGGUGACACAAGGACUCUAAUAAACUCCUAAUUAUCCUCCGCGGGUAAUUACACACGUGACACCGUUGCUGUGCCCGCUCUAACGCGAAAUUACGCGAUAGCCAUCGGCCAGUGCCUCACUGACAAAUAGAAUAAUUAAAAUCGCAUUAAAAGAACGCUCCACCGUCGUUCGUGCCUCCCGCCUUAUCUCGCGACGUUAUACCGCGAGUUACUUUUUUUUCGGAAGCUGCUCCUUUCGAGGAUUUCGAGGAUUUCGAGGUUUAUUCGACUCCCUGGUGAUCGACCGAUCGCUCCUAAUUACUCGCAAUUAGCCGGCGUAAUUAAGUAGACUGAUGUCACGGCGGUCGAUGUAUUCGUGAAUCGUUUGUCCGUCGAGGUCGGUCCAUCGAGGCUAUUUGUCGUCGUUAGACGACGUGGAGUCGUGAAAGAGAAACGAAGGUGUAAAGGGAACCUGAGUGGAACGCCCCAAGUCGUUUUGUGCACGAGGGGAACGCGAACGACGGGCCCGCUGACGCUGGGAACAAGGCUCGGUUCCAUCCAGCAGGUGGCAACGUGCUAAAUACAUAAUAGCAGUCGGUGUAAACCACGUCAGGACGACGUCCCACGUACAGCUGUCACAGAUCUCCUUCGAUUACGAGUCCCCGGGAUGCAAGACUGACAUGGCAGAGGGUUCGGCCGAAGAGGAACAGAGCAGUACUGCUGCGCCCGCUUCCCCGCCAGCUGAUCUUCGCACUCUGAACACCCGAUUGUCGCCGCCUUAUCACCACCAGCCCCAUCUCCACCCUCGUCUUCAGCAUCUGCAGCAUCCCAACAUGUUGGCGACCGCCGUACCGCCCAGGCACAGCCACAGGAUGCUGUCUCAUCAGGUGAAAACGGAAGCGGAGUUCGACGGUCCCUGCGACGUGCCAUUGAAUCUGAAGAGCGAGUGUUGGACGACUCACCUUGGCGUGAGUGCUUUACCGUCAUGGGACUUCGAUCGUCGAUUGCACGAUAGCGACAGGAGUAGCGUUGGCAGCCCUGAGCCAGCCACCGCAGGCACGCUCCAUGAACAUCAGAUGAUGCUGGACGACAUGAAGAACUCGCGGAAGAAGGGACACAGUCCCUCGCCUGAAAACCUUCACCAAGCGAAGGGUGCAUCAGUCCAGGAACAUCUGAAUGGGACAAUGGCUGGCAUGGUGACCCUGCAGAAUCUUCAGAAUCUGGCGAAUCUGCAAAACCUCCCGCAAGUCGCCUCUUUAGCCGCGGGUCUUCAGGGAAUGACAGCGGGGCUGGCGAACAAUCAGCUCAUCAACACGCCCUUGAAUCUCACUGUCAGCUCGUCCGGUGGCACGGUACCAACAGGCUCGAGUACGACAGCUGCAUCGCAUCUCCUUCCACCAAAUUCGACGCCAAUGGCGACAUUACCGCAGCUAUUAUCACAGCAGCAACCGGUCGCAAUGCCUCAAUUCAUCCUAAUGUCCGGUCAAUUGGUCCAAGGCAUUCAAGGGGCUCAGCUUCUUAUCCCUACGUCGCAAGGAAUCGCCACGCAAACUAUCUUGACGAUCCCCGUCAGUCACGUCACGAACAAUCAGAUGGUCAACCUGGCACUCAGCAACGGCCAGAUGGUCUCCACGACGCUGGCGAAUCUUCAGUCCAUCGCUCAGAGUACGCUGGGCACACCGACCAACAAUGGUGAGUUCACAGCGGACAACGUUUCUCUUUUCCAUGACGCAGUCCCGACAAGUCCCAAUUCAGCAUCGAGACUGGGACUGAAUCCAGCGGCGCUGCCUCAUCUGCUUAGCAUCAGUUCGGCCAGCCAGCAGCUUCUGAACGCGAUGCAGCCCCAGCAACUGCUUCAGGCCGCACAAGCGGCCCAGGCCGAAGCCGCGCAAGCCGCGCAAGCGGUCCAGGCCGCGCAGCAGGCCUCGCAGCAACCGCUCCUGACGACGUCGCCGCCUCAACAGCACGCCCGUCGACACAACUCCCACAUGAAUCACUACACGCCGACGGAGAAGCAUCACAGGGAGAGGCCCGAGCAAUCGUCGCCUUUGAACGAGUCGGUGGUGUCCGCGGCAUCGGCGCUGAACAGACUCGCGGCUAGCAACGGGGAGAUCAGCAUCACGACAACGCACGAACCGAGCAGCACCGGUUUGAAGCAAUCGCCUGGCAGCAUGCACAGUAUGAAGGAGGACGAACACGAUCUGCUGAACGACUCGCCUAAUCAGCCGACCAUCAACGAGGCCACGAACAACGUUGUAGACGGCAUCAAUCUGGAAGAGAUUAAAGAGUUCGCGAAGGUGUUCAAGCUGCGCAGACUGUCGCUGGGUCUGACGCAGACCCAGGUGGGCCAGGCCCUGAGCGUGACAGAGGGCCCAGCUUAUAGCCAAAGUGCCAUAUGCAGUGCCCUGGCUACCGAGAUGUACGCUGCCUCGCAGAUUGCCUUUCAGCAGCAAGCUACUACAUUCGAGAAGUUGGACAUCACGCCAAAGAGCGCGCAAAAAAUAAAACCGGUCCUCGAGACGUGGAUGAAAGAAGCUGAAGAAAGUCUGCGUGAUUACAGGUACAAAAGCGGGGCGAAUCAUCUGACGGACUUCAUCGGGGUGGAACCCAGCAAGAAGCGAAAACGACGAACUUCGUUCACCCCGCAGGCCCUGGCACAGCUAAACGCUCACUUCGACUUACAGACUCAUCCUAGUGGUAACGAUGUCACAACAUUAGCGCAUCGUCUCGGAUACGAUCGAGAGGUGAUAAGGAUUUGGUUUUGCAACAAGAGGCAAGCUCAGAAGAACGCCGCGCGGAUGAUGUCGAAGACUAUCCACUAAAGCAACAGCCCGCAGCGGAAUUCGUCCCAAGAAAGGAAACAGUGAGCAAGAAAAGCUUUAAGGACUCGAUCACACGUUGAACAGAAGUAUUCCACGAGAUUUGAAUCACCUAGGACAUCAGAUUCCCUUCCCUAAAAGGAAGACAACCGAGUCUAAGUGUCGUAUUAUUGAAAUAUUACGAUUAAUCGGUGCGUUAAGGGAACACUUUAAAAAUUCAUGCUUUUCAGCCAGCGCCGGGCUUGAAUUUUUAAAAACACGCGCCGUAACCCCCCCGGUCGGCGUAAAGAUCAAUGUGAUUUUCAGGCGUAUACGAGACCCACCUGUAAAUAAUUUUAAUCUACGAAUAUGUGAUGUACAGGAGUCGAGCGACGGGUAUUGAUAAUUCUGUCCAGUCCUCUUCGACUCGUUCGAUGUCUGAUCGCAUCGAAAAUCGCGAGUCCGAACGGGUUUAUCGACGGUAGAAAACAUAGGUCGCCUUCCUAUUGACAGUCGAUUAGGUACCAACCGAUGCUACCUAUUUACCGACGUACGGUAAACGAAUCCUUACACACCGACGAAUGGUACGCGAAUACCAGCCCAUGGUAAAACAGAGUUUUAAAUUUUGCGAGCCCCUGAGCGACCUCUUUCCAGGUGUUCGCCGCGUUUUAUCCUUUUGAUAUUCGAGAGAAAUUUCUCAUGGGCUGCGACUGUGCGCGACUGGUCGAUCGGGCAGCAAUUAUUACGUCUGCGUCUCGAUUCGUCAAUUUAGGGUAAGGAAUUCCGCAAGUAAUCGCACAGAUAAUACUAGUUCAUAAAACAAUUGAGAAGCUUCCAUCUACCGAGAAUCGUCUGUCCAAAGAGGACGAAGCACAAACGAGGAUCGUACGAAACGUAUGAUGAUCUUGACGGAACGAGGUUAUCCUCAUCCGAAGAAUGCAUCCAGAAUUAAGGAACCACAGGAUGGACAGUGGGUCCACUGAACACAGAAAUGAAGCAACGAGAACAACAGUAUCAACUCAAUACCACCACGUUCAUCAUGCCACAUAUAUGAUAAUAUAUAUACACACAAGGAUACAAUUCAUUUGUCGAGGAAAUAGCAACGGAAAUGUUUUACAGUACCGCCGAUAUCGUUUAUGACGAUCGUACCAAUUUAGUUCUGUUCUUUGUCGAUCGAACGACCAUUUUUCUUACGGGGCUUCGUUAAACUGUUUCCAACCGUAUUGUUCUCUGGGUGUGCUCGUCUGUAAAUUACGCGUGUAUCUCGAGAUCUGCUAAACGAAAAAAGAAAAAGAAUAAAAAUAAAGGAAAAGGAAAGGCGAACGGUAAAGGUGUAAAGAAAAACGAAGAAAUGGAACUGAAGAAAUCUGUAGCGAGUAAAAUUAAAUGCAAUAACGAUUUUGAAAGUAUACUGCGAUCGUAAGAAUCCUCCUGAAGCUCUUAAAAUUGUAUUCGAACCAGAAAGAAAGGAAUGUAAAAGGCGAUCGAGGUUUCUGCAGGAUAGGAAGAAGAAAAAAGGAAACACUAGUCCGUAAUAAUCUGCCAUAUACGAGGUAUACCUAUUAAACAUUUACGCAUCUUUCGUUCCUAAAUGUUCGAUCUACAUGCCCGCUGGUGAUUGAAUCGAGAUUUUGAACUGAACGUGUCCCCGUCUGUCGCGGGGAGUUUGUAGCCGAAUCAAUUAAUUCAAUUUGCCCUUUAAUUGGAGACACGCAGGUUCCAAUUAAAGCAGGAACUAAAUACCAAUGAUUCGAAUGGAUUAGAAUCACCUUUAAUAUGAGUUUCAAAGCGCUGACCUGCAUCUUGGUCGGAACCGAAUCAAUUGGCCGCUCGAAGUCGCUGACGAGAGGCUAUCCCCACCACACUCACUGGCCACGCCCUCCAGUCUCCACGCUCCGCCCUCCCGUGCCGCCUCUUAUCUCUUUACUCCGCCCCCACGGUCACACAGAACUUGCAAACCUGCUUUCUAUCCUUCAUCUAACGGAAGAAGCUAACAAGGAGUAAAUAUUGCUCUAAGCUUGAUUUGCAACGGCAGAAGCGACAUUGAGUAAUCCAGUUGAAUUCAAUUCGUCCAAUCUGGGCAAUUUCAUUCGAGUCACCCUAUACAAAUUGUUUAUAAUAAAUGCGUUCUAAUACACGCAUCACAUGCAACGAGCAGAAAUGUUGUACGAUUCUGAUUCGGUUGCAAAUUUGUCGUGCGACAAACGCAGACUAAUUCGAGCCGAUGAAUCACGCGUUCACUGCUAAGGGGCGUCGAUUCGAAUCGAUGAUUCGAACGUUCGAACCUGUGGGCGGGGCCACGCGACGAUCAUGGACGAGCUAGUUCCACAAUUCCACGGACGAAUUCCAUAUUUACGCAUCCAGAGGAAUGAUUCUUUCGACGUGCGAGCGAAUAUGCGAUUAUUCAAGCUAAAUAUCGACCACGAUUGACGAUAUUAGUCAUGUACUCCCGGUAAUCGAUAGUGAUAAUAGCGUUUCUUUGAAUGCGUUCCCGCUUAAGUAAGAAGUUCUUUCUUUCACGCGUCUAACUGAAGGUAAAUAGUCGUUUAAAUAGCGCGCCACCGACGUUCUCUCGGACAUUUUCCUUCUUGUGUAAUAAACGAUACUCUAGGCGACACCCAUCUCUCAUAACACGACGAUUUUCUUCGAUAUUUCAAACUCGAUUAAAUAAUUACCACAUAUGACUGUGCGUAUAAGAGAAAAAAAUAACACACAUAUACACACACACAUAAACAGAAUGUACUAUCCGAAACUACCCUUCCCGUUGUAUCGAGCUAAUCAUUACACGAUAACUGCAGCCAGACGACGUCGAGUGGUCGUUCGAGGUCAUCGGAGAAAGGGGGCGCGGCUUUGCGCCCCCACCGGCCGCGUUAGGCCCUCCCCUUCGCGCGUGGACGCUCUCGAUUCGCGCCCGACGCGUCCGGAGGCGGGAGGCGUGGCCUCCGACUACCAAUCGCGGUCGACUCGACGAUAUUAACCACGAGAUUCUUACCGAAACGUAGCUAGGAGCGCGAGGGUAGCGUGUACAUAUUAAGGAGACACCUAGGGACUGUAAUAUUAAAUAAAAGCUACUAAUACUUUUAAUAUCGUAAUAGCUGCUAACAGCUACGACGAUUCAUGGGAAUGAAAAUUUACAUGGUUUAACGAGAUAAAUUUCUAAGGGUAAUGAACAAAAAAAAAAUAUGAAAAAAAGGUAAAUUACACACGCGUACUUUAAGGUGUAUAUUUUACUCCUACCGUUACGAUACGAUGCGAGCAAAGUGAUCUGUUCCUAACGAAGCACAUUGUGAAAGAGAUAUACAAAACGAACAAAAGUUUAAAAAAAAAAAGAAAAGAAAUAAUAAGAAAGACGAUUACAGAACAAAAGGCGAGAAGUGGAUGACACGGUGUAGUAGCAUACGAGCGAAUAUGGCGGCACGGUUCCGGGGGAGGGAUGGGGAGGAGGAGGGGAGGGUUGAAGGGCGGGGAUACUAUUAAAAAUUCAAAAUUUUGAGUACUGGGGAUUGGGAGGGGGUAAGUUGUCAUUUUUAAAUAAAAAUGUGGCGAGAAAAAAUAAACACGUUUGUACAGAGAUAUUCCGGUUAUAAAAUUUUGUUAUACGAGAGAAAAUAAAGGGGGCGGGGGUUGAGAAUGACGCGUGCGCAGCGGAUGUUCGCGGACGAACAAUGACAAAAACAAUGUGAGAGAGAGAGCGAAGCACUGAAUAACGAAAAAGAGAGAGAGAAAAGUUUACGAAUCUUGUGUAUUUUCUUCGUGAAAUUGAUAUUCAAAUAGAUCAUUACGGAAAUAUAAACAUGAGUAUUACACACAAAAAAAAAAAUCGUGAAUUGUAUUCGUGAGUGUCAUAUUUCUAAGGAAGAUAGAUCCACGGGCGAAUGUUUUAUAACAGUUUCCGGCCGAAUCACUUGUUCAGGCUGUCCAAAAGUACGCGGUGAAAAAUAACGUUACCAGGAGGAAAAGAAAACACGGAACGGAAACAAAAUACACGACGGACACACGAAAUAGAAAAAAAGGAAAAGUAGAGAAAAAGAAGAAGAAAAAAAAAACGACGACGACGAACCACGGGAAGACGGAAUUUUUUUCGUUUGCAAGCGAAACAAGAGGAAACUGCUUCUGAAACAUUGCCCAGCGAAACCAAAGUUCCUACUACGUUUUAUAAAGUAUAUAACUGAACUGCAGAACUUGAAUUGUACAUAAACGAUGGUUAAGCUAGCCAACACGAUUCACAAAUACAAUCAGGCGAGUCUUGACCACGUGCGAAUGACAAGAUGCAGGGUCAAUUGAUUCCACGUCGCGAUUUAUUCAUGCGGGCGUAGAUCCAGCGUGAGAGGAUCGAUCGUGGAUGAAACGAGAAUAGGAAACAAACGGGCGUAAAACGGUCGGUGAAUUCGCCUAACGCCUUUUCGAUCCUAAAGACGGGAGACAAUUGAUCGUGACAGCGCAUUAAACGACGAGCAUACGAUACAUACAGAACACACGCAAACAUAUACGUUGCGACAGUGACACGUGUUCAACGUAACACACGCAUACGUUGGCAUACACACAGUUACAUUUACACACUCGGAACAGUUGAAUGCAAUUAAACACAUUAAGUAUACAAUUAAAUUAAGCAGCCGUAGCUUUAGCUUGAAUGUUAGCACCUAGACACACGAUGUAACAUUAAACUACGUAUUUAAAAGUGAACGGAGACGAGAAUCCUUAGCGGUUAAGCGAAAAAAAUACCUGUGUAAAAUCUAGUAGGUGUCCACAAGAAUAAAAUAAAAACAUAUAUUGUGGUACAAAUCACACAAAGAUUGCAUACCUUCAGGCCCUGACUGCGCAUUCCACCGACUCUGUACAUAAUACACUAUGUACGUCGCUCAUUUAUGUAUGAUUUCUAUGUAUAACGGAAUUAUAUAUUAUUUACACGAU